This is a messenger RNA of Telopea speciosissima, 2683 nucleotides long. RefSeq names its product inactive protein kinase SELMODRAFT_444075-like. The transcript has 9 exons. NCBI's taxonomy places the organism in Eukaryota, Viridiplantae, Streptophyta, Magnoliopsida, Proteales, Proteaceae. Gene Ontology annotation, biological process: protein phosphorylation. Gene Ontology annotation, molecular function: ATP binding; protein kinase activity. The record is from RefSeq and is a predicted model, not a curated record. The coding region runs from base 244 to 2493 and encodes 749 amino acids.
UUCUAUUUUUGGAGAGAACAGUCAGCACUUUUAGGGUUUGUGUUAAUGUUUGAGUAAUUUGGUGGGGACGAAGUACUGGUGCACUAUUUGGUUGCUUCCCGUAGCUCAUCUUCUCCCUUUUUCUGGAUUUAUUUCUCUCUGGGCUGCGCUUCUGAGUUGGAAAUCAAUCUCUCUUGUGAUGGGUUUGAGAGGGUGCACCUAUUGAACAAGGAGUUGAGUUGAUUGAAAUAUACACAGGGUCUGAUGAGUCUACCACCGAAGCGUGGGAAGCAGGACAAGGGCACGGAUGUCGCUGAGAAGGCUGUCGUCGCUGUGAAGGCAUCCAAGGAAAUUCCCAAGACGGCCCUUGUGUGGGCUUUGACUCACGUUGUUAAGCCGGGGGACUGUAUAACGCUUCUGGUCGUGGUUCCUGCACAGAGUUCGGGUAGAAAGCUAUGGGGUUUUCCAAGAUUUGCAGGAGAUUGUGCCAGUGGCCACAGGUAUCACUCUGGAACCAGCUUAGAGCACAAGUCUGAUAUUAAAGACUCCUGUUCCCAAAUGAUGCUUCAACUACAUGAUGUAUAUGAUCCAAACAAUGUAAAUGUCAAAAUAAAAGUUGUCUCUGGAUCGCCAUGUGGAGCAGUAGCUGCAGAAGCCAAGAGAGCUGAAGUUCACUGGGUGGUAUUGGACAAACAGCUGAAGCAUGAGGAGAAACGCUGCAUGGAAGAGCUGCAAUGCAACAUUGUGGUUAUGAAACGUUCUCAGCCUAAAGUUCUUCGUCUCAAUUUGGUUGGGUCACCUACAAAGGAACCUGAAGUUGCCUGUCAAUUGCCUUCUGAAUUUGAAGAAGCAUCAGAAAAACAUUCAAAAGGCAGCAGUGAAUCUCAGAAUUCCAUUCGAGGGCCGGCGGUAACUCCAAGUAGCAGUCCAGAGUUUGGGACACCAUUUACUGCAACUGAAGCCGGAACAUCUUCCUUAUCGAGUGAAGAUCCAGGAACUUCACCAUUUUUCAUUUCCGAAAGAAAUGGAGAUGUGAAGCAAGAGGAGUCCAUAGCCACCAAGGAAAGCUUUAACCUGGAAGAAUCUAGCUCAGACACGGAAAGUGAAGAUUUGAGUCCUUCAACGAGUUUCGGAUUUAAGCCAUGGAUGGAAGAAAUUCUGAAUUCUGGCCGCCAAUUGUCAAAGAAUGUUGAAGGGAGCUCACAGAGAAUCAAUGAUAAAUCACAGACCUCUACAGCUAAAGCAUUACUAGAGAAAUUCUCAAAACUCGAUCGAGAAGCUGGAAUUGGAGUAAACUAUAGGCCUGAUUUUGACUACAGUGGAAAUGUAAGAGAAGCUGUUUCACUAUCCAGAAAUGCACCUGCUGGCCCACCUCCGCUUUGUUCAAUAUGUCAGCAUAAAGCACCUGUAUUUGGAAAACCUCCAAGGUGGUUUAGCUAUGCUGAACUAGAACUUGCUACAGGUGGAUUUUCACAAGCAAAUUUCUUGGCCGAAGGUGGGUUUGGGUCUGUACACAGAGGUGUCCUGCCAGAUGGUCAGGCAAUUGCAGUUAAGCAACACAAACUGGCUAGUUCUCAGGGGGAUCUUGAGUUCUGCUCAGAAGUGGAAGUUCUAAGUUGUGCACAGCACCGAAAUGUUGUGAUGUUGAUUGGGUUCUGUGUUGAGGACAGAAGAAGGCUGCUAGUCUAUGAAUACAUCUGCAAUGGAUCACUGGACUCUCAUCUAUAUGGAAGAAAUCGUGAUCCAUUAGAAUGGUCUGCACGACAAAAAAUUGCAGUUGGAGCUGCAAGAGGGUUACGCUAUCUUCAUGAAGAAUGCAGGGUGGGCUGUAUAGUCCACCGUGAUAUGCGGCCAAACAAUAUCCUCAUAACCCAUGAUUUUGAACCACUGGUUGGAGAUUUUGGCCUGGCAAGGUGGCAGCCAAAUGGAGACAUGGGUGUGGAAACAAGAGUGAUUGGAACAUUUGGGUAUUUGGCUCCAGAAUAUGCCCAAAGCGGCCAGAUUACAGAAAAGGCUGAUGUGUAUUCCUUUGGAGUGGUACUGGUGGAGCUUGUUACAGGGCGGAAAGCGGUUGACAUAAACCGGCCCAAGGGCCAGCAGUGCCUUACUGAAUGGGCACGCCCUUUAUUAGAAGAAUAUGCCAUUGACGAAUUGGUGGAUCCACGCUUGGGCAACCGGUAUUCAGAACAUGAGGUUUAUUGCAUGCUACAUGUUGCAUCCUUGUGUAUCCGGCGAGAUCCCCAUUCUAGGCCUCGCAUGUCUCAGGUACUUCGGUUACUGGAGGGUGAUAUGUUCAUGGAGUCCCAUUACAUGUCAACACCUGGGUAUGAUGCCGGUAGCAGAAGUGGAAGGAUGUGGCCUGAGCUGCAGCAGCAACAUCACCAAUCUUACAGUGGUCCUCUAAUGAAGGAAGCAUCAGAGGGAUUAGGAGCAACCCUCUCCUAUGAGGCAUUGAAGUCAGCUGUCUGGGAGAGAGAAAAGGCAAGGAGGGCUUCGUGCAGGGAUGAUCUGUGAAACAAUAAAACAUGCUACACACGUAAGAUAAAUAUUUGUAUUUCUUUUUUCUUUUUCUUGUUCUUUUUAGUACUUGGUACGGUCAGAUUUUUGCUUGUACAGUAUUUCUGAUUCAAUUGUUGGGAAGGAGACGAAGGGAACAACUGUUACUAAAAUGCCAAUGGCACACUUUACUUAUAGUUUCCUGAAU